Dothidotthia symphoricarpi CBS 119687 is the source of this 216-nucleotide messenger RNA. Its product is annotated as heat shock protein DnaJ. NCBI's taxonomy places the organism in Eukaryota, Fungi, Ascomycota, Dothideomycetes, Pleosporales, Dothidotthiaceae. The transcript has a single exon. The record is from RefSeq and is a predicted model, not a curated record. The annotation marks the transcript as partial.
AUGACGACUCUUCCUCCCGACCCAUAUCUCGCUCUUGGACUUCCCCGAGAUGUCGACCAAGCUAAGAUCAAGUCAGCUUAUAGAAAGCUGGUGCUCAAAUGCCAUCCGGAUAAAGUUUCGGACCCGCUAAUGAGGGAGGACAAGAUUGAUGAGUUUCGCAAAGUUCAGCAAGCGUACGAGAUCAUAGGUGAUGAAGAUAAGCGGGCGAGAUAUGAC